This is a messenger RNA of Clupea harengus (Atlantic herring), 868 nucleotides long. RefSeq names its product chromobox homolog 3b (gene cbx3b). Gene Ontology annotation, cellular component: nucleus. Lineage: Eukaryota; Metazoa; Chordata; Actinopteri; Clupeiformes; Clupeidae. The transcript is spliced from 5 exons. The record is from RefSeq and is a predicted model, not a curated record. The coding region runs from base 233 to 838 and encodes 201 amino acids.
CAACAUCGCACACGCGACAUCACGUCACAGUAAUAGUAGUUUAGCAUUUUAUUUGAUUCACUACAGGGGUUCUCAUUGAAAGCUUUUAUUAAGGCGUACAGUAAUAACCUUGGAAUACGAUAACGGAAUAGUUUAGCGAUUUUAUGAGCAGACUGUCGGCGGUGGUACCCGCUGCACGCGACAACACGUCCUGCGGCAAACUGGAUCACUGCCAGUUAUCGUGAAAGGCAUCAUGAGGAAGAAGCAGAACGUGAAGCACCGGCGACCGGAGGAGGCGACCGUCGUCGUUAAGCACGUGCAGGAGUUCGUGGUGGAAAAGAUCAUCCGGAGGCGCGUGAUGGACGGAAAAGUGGAGUACUUCCUCAAGUGGAAAGGCUUCACUGAUGCGGAGAAUACGUGGGAGCCGGAGGAUAACCUGGACUGCCCGGAGCUGAUUGAAGAGUUCCUGAGGGGGCUGGCCCUCGGCAGGAACCCGAGUGAGGAGGGGGGGCCCCUUCCCCAGCACCAGAUCCAGCCCAAGGAGGAGGAGGAGGAGGUGGAGACGGAGAGGCACCAACAGUGCCCCGCCCAGGCUCUGGAACCGCUCCAGGAGAGAACCGCCAUCCCAGAGUGCAUCAUGGGGCGCAUAGAACCAGAGUGCAUCAUGGGGCACAUAGAACCAGGGUGCAUCAUCGGUUCCACUGAUCGCCACGGGGAGCUGACCUUCUUGAUCAAAUGGAAGGACAGUGAGGAGGUGGCACUGAUGUCAGCGAGGGAGGUGAGCGAGAGGAACCCACAGAUGGUGAUCGCUUUCUACGAGGAGAGACUGAGAUGGACAUCAGCAGACGAGGAGCCCUAGGGAGAGAGAGAGGGAGGGAGAGAGAGGGAG